Gadus morhua (Atlantic cod) is the source of this 4696-nucleotide messenger RNA. RefSeq names its product poly(rC)-binding protein 3. The record is from RefSeq and is a predicted model, not a curated record. The coding region runs from base 405 to 1463 and encodes 352 amino acids. The transcript is spliced from 13 exons. Gene Ontology annotation, molecular function: RNA binding. NCBI's taxonomy places the organism in Eukaryota, Metazoa, Chordata, Actinopteri, Gadiformes, Gadidae.
AUUGGUACAUUCGGGAGUUUGCUUUCUAUCGCACCGCAACAAGCAAAAAAGCGAGAUUUUAAUUUGUUAAGCUUGUGGAUGUUAGACGGCCAGGGUCAUUUCGUCGUAUAGUUCCAAGAUGAGCUCACAUGGUCAUCGUGUCUGUCACGUGACUCUGUUGCCACGACCAAUAGAACGCCACUGUUUGUGCUAGGCAGACCAAAAGGAAAACGGCAGGGAAAAAAAUCACCUUCCUCUCUGCAAUUUUUGAUCUUUUGCACAUCGUCCAAAGUGGUCGCCAUCGAGAUAUUCCUGCACAAUUACCGGUGAAGGUUGGCUGUUGACUCUACCCUCGCCGCUUCUCAUUGGCCCUUGGAACUCCUCUUUCACGAGACCACGCCCCUUCCUUAACAUCCAAUCCCAACAUGGAACCCAUUAAGGUCCAAUCAGAGGGCGGACUCAACGUCACCCUCACCAUCCGCCUGCUGAUGCAUGGAAAGGAGGUCGGCAGCAUCAUCGGAAAGAAAGGAGAAACGGUGAAGAAGAUGCGCGAGGAAAGCGGGGCACGCAUCAACAUCUCGGAGGGAAACUGCCCGGAACGUAUCGUUACCAUCACAGGACCCACCGACGCCAUCUUCAAGGCCUUUGCCAUGAUCGCCUACAAGUUUGAAGAGGACAUCAUCAACUCUAUGAGCAACAGCCCAGCGACCAGCAAGCCCCCCGUGACCCUGAGGCUGGUGGUCCCGGCCAGCCAGUGUGGCUCCCUCAUCGGGAAGGGGGGCUCCAAGAUCAAAGAGAUGCGAGAGUCAACUGGUGCCCAGGUACAGGUGGCAGGGGACAUGCUGCCCAACUCCACCGAGAGGGCCGUCACCAUCUCCGGAGCUCCGGAGGCCAUCAUACAGUGUGUGAAGCAGAUAUGUGUGGUGAUGCUUGAGUCCCCACCUAAAGGCGCCACCAUCCCCUACCGCCCCAAGCCCGCCUCCGCCCCCGUCAUCUUCUCGGGGGGCCAGGUGAGGGCUGACCCGCUGGGGGCCUCCACUGCCAACCUCAGCCUGCUGUUGCAGCACCAGCCACUUCCUGCUUAUACCAUUCAGGGACAGUACGCCAUCCCCCAUCCAGAUCAGUUGAGCAAGCUCCACCAGUUGGCUAUGCAGCAAACCCCCUUUACCCCUCUCGGACAGACCACCCCUGCUUUCCCCGCAGCAGGUCUGGAUGCCAGUAACCAGACCAGUAGUCAUGAACUCUCCAUUCCCAAUGAUCUAAUAGGCUGCAUAAUCGGGCGCCAGGGCACCAAAAUCAACGAGAUCCGCCAGAUGUCUGGGGCACAGAUCAAAAUUGCUAACGCCAUGGAAGGGUCAUCGGAGCGCCAGAUCACCAUCACAGGAACCCCCGCCAACAUCAGCCUGGCACAGUACCUCAUCAACGCCAGGUUCAGAGAUGUGGCGGCCAUGUGGAAUGACCCUUCCUCCAUGACCACUUCCUGAGAUCCCUGGCUGGCGUCUCCGUUUCGGCCCCCUCCAAUGUUUAACCGACCACCCAGCGGACCACCCUGAUUCAGCCCGGCGGACACUGGCACUUUGGCUCUCUGAAAAUGAACGUUAAAAAAAAUAAGAAAAAAAUAAGAAAAACACUUGAAUACUCCCCAUUCUCUCCUUACACAGCCCUUUCUCUCCCGACAUUGUCCAGUCUUUAUCGGGGAGGGCUGGGGGUAAACUUUUACUUUCAGGGAGCCAGUUAAAUUUUUGGUUGUAUUUUUUUUCUUCUUCUUUUAGAGAACUGUCAAAGCAUGUUGAAUGUUUUAUAGGAACAAAGUUUCUGAUCGCUGAUCUUACUUUUUAUUUUACUCCUAUUUAUGUUACUCUCUUUCAGUGCUGCUUCAUAUAGAACAUCAGUAUCCAUUUAAAAUAAAAUAAGUAAUGGCAUAAAGUGGAUUUCUUCGUAGAAUAUAUAGAUAAAUGCACAACACAGCAGAUUAUUUUGAUUGAAUUGUGCAGUGGUCUGUUGGGAAAGAAAAUGUUCUGCUUCCAUUCUAGUUUUCAUGCUUUCAUCCAAUUUCUACCCUUAAUGCUUUGCUGCAUCCCUUUUAGGCCAAUUGUACCGCUCCUAGAGCCUCCUUUCUCAUGUUCAUUUCCUUACUAUUUACAUAAUUAAUUAUAUUGCAUGUAUUCUGUGAAGUAAUGCUGUGUAGUUUUGCGUAUACCUGCUCUGUAUCUGUGUUCCUUUGAAGUUUAUUGAAUUGUUCCAUUACUUUUUCCACAUACUUUUCAACCAUUUGAACCAUUCACGUCUCAUCCUACUCACUGCCCGAUGUAAAAAUAACUUUCCGGCAUAGAGUCCCUGUAUCGAUACCGAUUCUUAGUAUAGAUGCAUGAAUGAAAUUUGCUCAGAAAAAGCACUACUAUCCGCAAUUGAUUGAAGAAUUGAAAUGAUUGUUCGCUAACGUAUUAUAUGAUUUUGAUUUGUGCUCAUACUACUGUGGCUCCACACGAUAGUCAACUACGCAGCAUUCAUGCAAUACAUGACUAAGGACUUUACUUUACUCUUUACUUUACUAGUACUACUACUUUACUUUACUAGUAGAGUAUAGUAAGAGUAUACUUGACUUUAUAAUUCCAGCCUCUGAAGUGGGAGGAAAAAGUUGGACCAAAAAUUUCCUAGAGCUGCUCUUCUUUCUCUCAUUUUUCUCUGGAAGACCCAGAAGUAAUCAUUUCAAAAUGGCAGAAAGGCUGCUUCUUACUUCUAGAAAGUGCAUUCAAAAUGUACAUUGUUGGUGUUGUUGUGGUUGUUUCAAAUGGGUGUCAAAAAGGAGAGAAAGAAGAAGCAGUGAGGCCUGAACCAUUUGGACAAAGCCAAACAGUAUUUCCUUCCAGGCCGUAGAAUGUUCUGGGUUCGAACCCUAGGGAUCUGGGCGGACGUGACCACUCAGUCUCUUUUUUCACGAUUGUUCAUCGGUUAUGUUCGUUAUUUUUAAUUUCCGUCAUGCCGUCGAUUUUAAUACUUUUCGGUUUGAAUGUCUUUCAUUGUCGCGGCUAUGUUGGGAACGUACAUGUUUUUGUUUUUAGAAGAAAAACAGACAGGUUUAAUGAAAAUUUCCUGCGUCGCUGGCAAAAGUGGCACACAGUGGCAAAACCUGUAUAUAUUUAAUCAUGGUACAGUUGUGCGCACAAGACUGUUGUUUGUGGGUUAAUGUGACUUAAUGGACUUUCGUCCGUUGCGAUGUACAGUAUUGGUUUUUAGAGGGAUUUAGUUUGACUACAAAUCUCGGGCAAUGGGAUUUAGUGAGGGAAUUUGCGAGGCAAAAUUACAAAAACACUAGGCGCCUAAGUAUUCGGUACUUCUUAGCAUCAGCUAAACAUGGUUGGGUGUGGUUGGCAUGGACACAAACAAACAGCUGUUGAAUGUUAUUGUCUAUUUACACGUCGUUACACCCUUCUUUUUUUUCCCAACACGGAAAACAUUCCUGCAUUUUCCACAUAGUGCUAUAGUAACGAUAUAGUAGUGCUAUAGUUUGGAUGUAUGUGUCUAAAUUUGUUCACACAUAAGUCAAUAUUUUCUGUACACCAAGCUGACAGUGGGGUCUUAAGAGUUUUGAUGAUAUUGACAGAGGGAUACAUUAAAGGACCAAAACGCUGUACUAAUGAUAUACCGAACGAUGCAUAGCCGACGAUUUAUUCUGCAAUAACAUUUUGAUGUAAAACUGAAGUAGUACUUAGCGGUGAAAUUAUGGUUUUGUGUUAUCUGUUUCAUUUAUCAAAGACAUUGUAAUAGCUUGUACUUUUAUGAGAUAUUUGUCAUAUGAGCCAGAUUAAACUGGUUUUUUUGGGGAUAAUUUAGCAUUUCUUCUGGGAACCAAUCACAAUAUACAUCAGUUAUACCAAUCUUAACUUUGUUAAUAGGAAAGCAGUGUGGAACAAGGUUUGCAUAUAAAACACUGACUCAAACAUGAAACAUUGUUCAAAAACAAAGUCAAGACUUUUAUUUUAUAGUAAUCCUAACAACAACAACUAAUGUGUGAUGUCUGGAUAACUGCAUGGAUGGAUUCAAAAAUGUAUCAGAACUUUUACUUUGUUAACCUGGAGUCAUCCACUUAAUUAAAUGUGUUUAAUAUAAUCUAAUAUAAACAUUUUGGGUGACAUAAAACAAGGCCUCUGAAAAAAUGUUGAGUAAACAAGAACAUUUGUAAACUAAAACUCUGCUAACAAGCAAAACCAUUCGUAACUCACAUUUGAUCUAUCUAGGCUAAGCAUGGAUAUAAUGUACAUCUGGGAUUGAUGACGGUGUUAUUCUGAAGGAAACACUCAUGUUAAUGUGUUGCUCAGUGUUUGAAAACACUUGUAUAUGCCUGAGUAUACAGCUUAAAAAUGAACUGCAACAAAUGCAAUAAUAGGGUGCAAUGUGCAAUUAUUUAUUGUUGUUUAUUUAUUAUUAGCUUAGAUUGCUGGGAAAUCGUGUUGUUAAUCAAACAUUUUUUUUCAAGACAAAAAACGGUUUACUGGUUUAUAUGGCAGCAAAUUAAUACGAAAGCAGACUUACUGAUGUUUUUUUGUGCAUUGCAGUUUGGGGAAAAAAGUACCAGAGCUGGGUAACUAAAUUUAUUUUAUUUGCUUGGAAUCUGCAGAUCUAUAUUAGUUGUGAGUAAUUAAGUAAUUACAUAGUUUUACAUUUAAAAAUUGUUGGUAAUUAUGCAAAAAAAAUAAAGAUUUGUUUCUUUCUGUGA